Pantherophis guttatus is the source of this 7220-nucleotide messenger RNA. It is a transcript of the gene KIF5C, whose product is annotated as kinesin family member 5C. NCBI's taxonomy places the organism in Eukaryota, Metazoa, Chordata, Lepidosauria, Squamata, Colubridae. The record is from RefSeq and is a predicted model, not a curated record. Gene Ontology annotation, molecular function: ATP binding; microtubule binding; microtubule motor activity. Gene Ontology annotation, biological process: microtubule-based movement.
UGUAAUGCGGUGAAGUCACAAAGCCCUCGGGGAUGGGGGAAAGGGGAGAGAGAAGGGUGGGGGGAGGGAGAGAUGCAGGAUGGUGGCGGCAAGAACAGGAGCGCCGGCCACGCUACCGCGGCGCUGGGGAGAGGCGUGAGACGGAGGGGGGUGUAGAUAAAUAAAACCUGGCUUCGUUUAGCAACCUCCUUCCCUCCCCUUCCCGCAAAGCUUCGAAGCAGCGGCAGGUCUCUGGGCGAGGCAGCCGAAGCGCAGGGGCCGCGGCCUCUCCUCAUUCUUUUCGCCCCGGUCCGGAGACGGGAGGUCGUGAAGAGCCGGGAAUGCCUCGGCGCCGCCACCGUUUUCUCCUCUGACCGGGCUUCGGCUCCUUUCUUUCGGCCUAUGCCUCCCCCGCCGCUAAAAUAACCAGCAGCCGCCCCCCCUCCUCCUCCUCUUUCCAAAGGUGUAUAUUUUUUAUUUAUUUUUUAUUUAUUUUAUUUUUUUAACCCUCCCCGAGGUGGGAAGAAAGGAAUCCUCCGCUGCCGCCUCGCCUCGCCUCGCACCAGCCGCGCGCACCCUUCGGUCCGCCGAUCUCCGAAUCCGCCCCCGCCGUCGGUCGAGAUGGCGGACCCCGCCGAAUGCAGCAUCAAAGUGAUGUGCCGGUUCCGACCCCUCAACGAGGCGGAGAUCCUGCGCGGGGACAAAUUCAUCCCGAAAUUUAAAGGCGAGGACACGGUCGUCGUCGGGCAAGGGAAACCCUAUGUUUUUGAUAGAGUAUUGCCUCCCAAUACAUCCCAGGAACAAGUUUAUAAUGCCUGUGCCAAACAAAUUGUUAAAGAUGUUCUUGAAGGCUACAAUGGAACUAUUUUUGCAUAUGGUCAAACGUCUUCAGGAAAAACACAUACUAUGGAGGGGAAACUGCAUGACCCGCAGUUGAUGGGAAUAAUUCCAAGAAUUGCACAUGACAUCUUUGAUCACAUUUAUUCCAUGGAUGAAAAUCUAGAAUUCCAUAUAAAGGUUUCCUAUUUUGAGAUUUACUUGGACAAAAUAAGGGAUUUAUUAGAUGUUUCAAAAACCAACCUUGCAGUACAUGAAGACAAAAACAGAGUACCAUAUGUCAAGGGCUGCACCGAGAGAUUUGUAUCUAGUCCUGAAGAAGUUAUGGAUGUCAUUGAUGAAGGGAAAACAAACCGUCAUGUAGCUGUUACCAACAUGAAUGAACACAGUUCUAGAAGUCACAGUAUCUUCCUAAUUAAUAUCAAACAAGAGAAUGUGGAAACUGAAAAAAAACUCAGUGGGAAACUUUAUCUGGUAGAUCUUGCUGGGAGUGAAAAGGUCAGCAAAACUGGAGCUGAGGGAUCUGUUCUUGAUGAAGCUAAAAAUAUUAACAAGUCUUUGUCUGCACUGGGUAAUGUGAUUUCAGCAUUGGCAGAAGGAACUAAAACUCACGUCCCAUAUCGAGAUAGCAAAAUGACCCGAAUUCUCCAAGAUUCCUUAGGUGGUAACUGUAGAACCACCAUUGUCAUAUGUUGCUCCCCAUCCAUUUUCAAUGAAGCAGAAAGCAAGUCUACUCUAAUGUUUGGACAAAGAGCGAAAACAAUUAAGAAUACAGUUUCUGUGAAUCUUGAGUUGACUGCUGAGGAAUGGAAAAAGAAAUAUGAAAAAGAGAAGGAGAAAAACAAGACAUUAAAAAAUGUUAUCCAGCAUCUGGAGAUGGAACUGAAUAGGUGGCGGAAUGGAGAGGCAGUACCAGAGGAAGAGCAGAUCAGUGCAAAAGACCAGAAGAACUUGGAACCAUGUGACAAUACGCCUAUCAUUGAUAAUAUCGUUCCCGUUGUUGCCAGCAUCUCAUCUGAGGAGAAGCGGAAAUAUGAAGAAGAGGUUACUAGUCUCUACAGACAGUUGGAUGAUAAGGAUGAUGAAAUUAACCAGCAGAGUCAAUUGGCUGAGAAACUAAAACAGCAGAUGUUGGAUCAAGAUGAACUCUUGGCUUCCACCAGGAGAGAUUAUGAGAAAAUACAAGAGGAACUUACUCGUCUUCAGCUUGAAAAUGAAGCUGCAAAAGAGGAAGUUAAAGAAGUUCUCCAGGCUUUGGAGGAACUCGCUGUUAAUUAUGACCAGAAAUCACAAGAAGUGGAGGACAAGAUGAGAGCUAAUGAACAGCUGACAGAUGAACUUGCACUGAAAACAUCUGCUCUGUCAAGUACGCAAAGAGAGCUGGGACAGUUGCAAGAACUUAGUAAUCAUCAGAAGAAGAGAGCUACUGAAAUAUUGAAUUUAUUGCUUAAGGACCUGGGAGAGAUUGGCGGAAUCAUUGGUACUAAUGAUGUGAAAACAUUAGCUGACGUGAAUGGUGUGAUUGAAGAAGAGUUUACCAUGGCACGACUGUACAUCAGCAAAAUGAAAUCUGAAGUGAAAUCUCUGGUGAAUCGCAGCAAACAGCUGGAGAGUGCCCAGAUAGAUUCUAAUAGAAAAAUGAAUGCCAACGAGAGGGAACUUGCUGCCUGUCAGCUCCUCAUCUCUCAGCAUGAAGCAAAGAUCAAGUCUCUUACAGAUUAUAUGCAGAAUAUGGAGCAGAAGCGAAGGCAGUUGGAAGAAUUGCAGGACUCUCUUAAUGAAGAGCUGGCCAAAUUGCGGGCACAAGAAAAAAUGCAUGAAGUCAGUUUCAAAGAUAAAGAGAAGGAACAUCUGACUUUGUUACAAGAUGCAGAGGAAAUGAAGAAGACCCUGGAGCAACAGAUGGAGAGUCAUAGGGAAGCUCAUCAGAAGCAGCUCUCUCGAUUACGAGAUGAGAUUGAGGAGAAACAGAAAAUUAUCGAUAAUAUCAGAGAUAUGAAUCAGAAGUUGCAGCUGGAACAAGAAAAACUGAGUUCAGACUAUGAAAAAUUAAAAAUAGAAGACCAAGAGCGGGAAAAUAAAUUGGAAAAACUUAUAUUACUUAAUGAUAAGAGGGAACAAGCAAGGGAGGAUCUAAAAGGACUGGAAGAAACUGUGGCUCGAGAACUUCAAACUCUUCACAACUUACGUAAACUCUUUGUUCAAGAUCUCACCACCAGAGUAAAAAAAAGUGUUGAAUUGGACAGUGAUGAUGGAGGUGGAAGUGCUGCCCAGAAGCAGAAAAUCUCCUUCUUGGAAAACAACCUGGAACAACUUACAAAAGUUCACAAACAGUUGGUACGUGACAACGCGGAUCUUCGUUGUGAACUUCCAAAGCUGGAAAAACGACUUCGAGCUACAGCGGAGAGAGUGAAGGCCUUGGAAAGUGCUCUGAAGGAGGCCAAGGAAAAUGCGAUGCGGGAUCGGAAACGGUACCAGCAAGAAGUGGACCGCAUUAAAGAGGCUGUCAGAGCCAAGAACAUGGCAAGACGAGCACAUUCCGCUCAAAUUGCCAAGCCUAUUCGCCCUGGUCAUUAUCCGGCAUCUUCUCCCACAGCCAUUCAUGCCAUUCGUGGAGGUGGUGCAUAUUACCAAAACACGAAGUAAAUAACAGACUUGACCAGAUGGUACUUGGCAUGUAGAAGGUUGUCAUCAAUUCACCACUACUUUUUUUACGGAGAACUGGAACUAUAUUUCUGUUUGUUGUACAUGUUCUAUAGCCAUCGGCAAUGCACCGGUUUCAAAUGUUUCAGCUUUGUCCCAUCUCCAUAUGUACAGAAGUGUGUCCAAUACACUUUUCCCUUUCCAAACCUUGUACAGUGUAUCUAACACAUUAUCCUAGGGUAGUAAUACCCUGAGUCUGCUGCUCAAUCCCUGUCAUUGACUGACUGCAUUUUACCCCUCUGUGCCACUCUUGUGGAAGAUUCUGUGCUUGCACUGAUGCUGUUUUGUUCUCUUUUAAGUACUUUGGUGCAUCAGCAGAAAUGUGACAUCCAAGAAUUAGCCAUCGAACAACCAUAGCAACAAACCAGAUGAUUGGAUUCCAUCACUGAGUUUUUUUUGAUUUUCUGUUUAAUAUGUGCAUCAUUUUAUAUUUUUAGAAAUUGACAGGGUGCAGCUAUAUAGUUUGAAAAUAGCCUACCCUCCAAUCUGCUUUCAAAAAAAAUUAAAGUACCUCAAAUAGUGCAUUUUUAUUACCCUGGUGAAAUGUUGAAUUUAUUUUAAAAGGGUAGAGAGGAAAAGCUAAAUUAUGAGUACAUUUGCUUGAUAGAGAUCAGAUAACAGUAGAGAUAUAGAAGGAUGCAAAAGAACAUGGUUAGCAUAGUUUUAGUCUUAAAAUCCAAUGAUCAUAUGGGUUCAUCAUAAUCUCAAAGUUUAGGAUUUAAUCUAUAAUGUCCCUUACUGAUCUUCAGGUGAUUAUGCAGAAGCAAUGGUUUUGAUUAAUAUGAAUAUUAAAAGUAAAUUUAGAAUAGCGGGUGAAAGUCUAAUUUCUCCUUGAUUUUCAGAGAUCAUAGUAGAAGUCAGAAAUGUGGGGAAAAUUCUUCUCUAAUAAGAUUAAGAACCCUUUUCCAAAGGGUUGACUAGGAAUAGGUAUGCAUGUUUAGAGUUCAGAGGAAAAACAAAAAGGAAGAAUGAUUGAAAUAAUGUUAUCAAAAUCCUGAGCAUUUAUAACAUUAGAUGCUGGUACUGAACCUUACGGCAGUCUGCCCAAGAAAAUGGUGUAGUACACCCUCAUUGUAUUCUUACUUAAUGACAGACAUGAAGUAUUAAGUUUUAUUUUAAGUGGAAGACAUGGCUAACCAUAGAACAGGUAGAAACAAGUGUUACAUCUGCAGCUUAAUGUGUCGGUUAUAUUUAUUUUGCAUAUUUUUUAUAUAUACAUUGAAAACCAUGCAUAGGAACAUGUGCUUUUUCAAAAGAAUAUGAGGUUCGAAACUGAAUUUCAAUUUACAUUCAUUCCAUUCUGUCGCUGUGGCUUUCACUAAAAUUAACAGUAAAUUGGGGGCUGCUAAUUUUUUGGGGGAGGGAAUACUUUUACCUAAAAAGCUAUUCUGCUUAUAAAGCCUUUAAAAAGAUGGUUAUCAGAUAUUUUAUCACGAUAUAGGUUAGGCAUUCGACUGUAGCAAAGAUUGUUGGAUCUUAUUUAAUUUAUUAAGGAUUGCACUAAUUGUGAGGGAAGGGAGAAACUUUCGUGACAUGUUUAAUGAAAGACCUUAUUUUGCAUUUAUUUUGUUAUUUCUUUUUGUAAAUGUUUGUGUUUUUAAAUGUUGUUACACAUGUAUAUACACUGUCCACCACUUGAAGUUUGAAUUUGCCAUAUUCAGUCCUGUUUCUGGGAUUAAUGAGGCCAUCUUUUUAGUUGUAAAUUGUUGAACACCAAGUUACACGCACACACAUGAAGUUUACACGCAUAAAGCUCCCAGUUAGGAAAAAAAAAAAAAAAAUCCCAGAAAAAUAUUUGAGGAAAUUUCAGCUAGGACAUCCUAAUAGGAUGUGCAUCAUGGAGGAUGUUUCAAGUAAUCUCACUAUAGCUAUUUUCAUAGGCAGAUGAGCUCUUAGAAUGCACAGUUAAUGAGGUUUUAUUUUAAAACAUAUUUUAAAUUAUCUCUUUUUGUGCAUUUAAAUAAUAUUGUUUUAAGAUGUUUUGAUACUGUGAAUGCAAGCACUAUACCUGAUCAAUCCCCACUGAUAGGAAUGAGAACUGGAUACUGUGGUUUGACAUUAAGCACUUUUGAAAUAAAAAAUUGUGAGGUUAAUAUGAUGUAAGGAUGUAAGGAAAAGUUAGCUUUGAUGCCACAAAAUUGUUAGUUGCUGAUCAGCCAGUCAGUUCUUCUAACUUAAGCCUCUCCUUGACUGAGGCCUCAGAACUAAUUUUUCCGUUUUGGAUCAAAGAUGGCAGAUUAUCUUCUGAAAUGGGACACAAAGACACAGUACAUUGCAAUGCUUAGGGAUGUAUUUUGAAAAUGAGCCACACACUUUUAUUAUGUUAUUGACUCACUGCUGCUAGAAUUCAUUUGUGUGAUAUUUCUAAGCCAUUCUUUUAAGUUUUUGAUGCUAAUUUUACAGUAUGUUUGUAUUGCUUCCAAAAUGCUAGAGAUUUGAUUAACUCUUUAAAAAGUCCUUUUCCCUUUUGCUUCUUUUAUAGUUACAGUUUGACUGGCAUUCUUUAAAUGAUAGAAAGGUUUUGAGUUUAAUUCUUGAAAACUCAAAAACUAUAUUACAUAUUUACAGAAUUUUCUGACUGAAAGUGAAGCUUGUUUCUAAUUUCAAUCAUACUUUCUUUAUAGUCUCAUUUUUAUUUAUGUACAUCCUUGGGCUAACUUUUUAAUUUAGCCUUCUGCCACUGAGACAGUGGAAAGAUUCUGAUCACAGUUGCUACAUUCUGCUGAAUUAAGUUAGGAAUGGAUUAUUCUGAAUUAAUUAGCUUGACAUAAUGUAAACUGUAUUAAUAUCUAAAAGCUGGCUUUAAAAUCCGUUCCCAUAGUCAAUGAAUGAAAAAGCGCACACAACAACAUAUUUUGUUACUUCAUUUAUAAAUGAAAGUACUUCCUUUCUUCAAAAACAACACAGCCCCAAAGCUUAUCUUUCAUAUAGCAAAUAUGUAUCUUGUUUAUUAGGUUUAUUCCACAAAAGGAACUGUAACUUUUGAGGGUUAACUUGGUCUCUCUACCCUCAUCAUAGGCUGUGUUGAAAAACAGGUUGUGCAGUGUAAACUGUAGCUUACUAAAUUGGCCCCUAAGCCUUCAUAGUCUGAGGCAAGAAUAUGAACAUGUUUUCAAAAUAAUAAAUCUGUUCACGGCAGAAUUGUGGGAUGAUACCUUAUUGGAAAGCAAUCUGUUAUGGUUUCCUAUAAUGCCUUUUUGAACCAAGAACACAAAGGAUAAUUGUCUUUUUAGGCACCCAUACAAAACUAUUUCUAAGAUUGUGUCUUACACCUAAAUAAUUGUGUCUGUCAUUUUUUAAAACUUCUUUUAAUAGUGGACGAUGUGAAGGAAGAAUAGGGAUUGAGGCAUUCUGUAGAAGUAUACAUGUCUAGUUUGUAACGUGUGUAGUGUGUAUUCCAGAUGUGUAUUCUCUGGGACCUAUGUAUCUGUACAAUAGCUUGUUUUAGGGGGAAAUGAAAUGUGGAUCCUUUUUCUGAUGGUUACAAUCUCUGGGGGAAAUUUCCACUAUUACAUAAAAGAUGCUGUAAUGAAUUAAGCUCUAUAACAGCAAACCUAAAUCUCCCCUUCCUUCUCUAUAGUUAAGUCUUUGGAUCUUGGUUCUAAAAUACUAUCUAUCAAACUGUAUGGAUACACUCGCAGACUGCAUGAUGUAUCAUUCAAAACCUGUUUAAGUAGAAAUAAAAUUGAAGUAAACUCUUU